Brassica rapa (field mustard) is the source of this 1035-nucleotide messenger RNA. RefSeq lists its product as uncharacterized. Lineage: Eukaryota; Viridiplantae; Streptophyta; Magnoliopsida; Brassicales; Brassicaceae. The record is from RefSeq and is a predicted model, not a curated record.
UUUUUGAGAUUUGCCGUCAGAAAAAAGGGAAAAAUUACUAUUGUUCUUAAUAAAAUAAUGGAAUAAUAAGAGUAGAGAAUAAAUAAACAUGAAAAAGAACACCACGUUACUCUGUGUUCCUUCCUUUUCUGCUUAACCUAUUAAAAAAACUAUAUAUAAUAUAAUUAAACGCACCAAAAGAAACUCUUCUCUCUGUAAAGCUUGACAUCGUUCAUUCAUCAGCCAUGAAAAUAAAGAAGAAAGGUCAAGUCCACCCAUCUCCUCCUCUUCCUUCAUUUCCUUCUUCUUCAUCCAAAGUAGACAACUGUCUCUCUGUCCUGAAGCUUCUCCCUGCUGUGAUUCUCCUUCUCCUCUCCUCUCUCUCUCCCGAAGACAAGCAAGUCCUUGCUUACUUAAUCACCCGUUCACUCAAAACCACCACCACCACCACCCCCGCCGUAUCCUCCGGGAGAAGAAGAAGCUCUUCUGGUUCGAAGAACAAGAAAGCUAGGACUCAUCGUAAAGCUCCGGUUUUCGACUGUGAAUGUUUCGAAUGCUACACGAGCUACUGGUUCAGGUGGGACUCCUCGCCUAACCGUGAGCUCAUCCACCAGAUCAUCGAAGCCUACGAAGACCAUCUAGCCAAGAGCGAGAAGUCAAGCGGCAGAGGAGGAAAAAAGAAGGAGAAAUCACGUAGUCGCCGGGUCGUGGAGCGACCCGAAGAACCGGUGGAGCCUGUAGAUGAAGUUAAGCCUGAGGAGUCACCGGAAAUGUUGAGGUUUCCGGUGACUGCGGGGACUAGGCACAGGGGCUUGGCGAGGAAGGUGUUACCGGACGUGCUGGGUUUAUUCAAUUGGCGUUUUUGGAGGCUUUGGAAUCCGAAUGCGUGAGGCAUCUCGCUUCAAAAAUAAAAAGCUCCUUUCGAAAUUUCUAAACAAAUGCUUUGUUCUUGGAAUCCAUUAAACAAAGCUAAAUGCUUAUAAUAAUAUGAAAUAUUGAUACAAGUCUUUACCUAGUUGUGUUGAAACUGUAUAAUGAUUCUCUUCAUGGUUUGCA